GCUCGAAUAGACCUACAUGUCAAAGAAAAAGAAGCCAUUGAAGAACGCGCAGAUGGGUAUUUGAGGGACAUAAGUUCGCGUGAUCGUGAUGUCAUUCUUGCUAACAAGGCACGUGACAGAGCUGAACGGAAGCUCAAUGAUACUCUCUAUGUUGCAAACAACGCAAAAUGUGCUCACUGUCAAAUUAGCGAUAAAAUGCGAAAACAUUUGACUGAUGUAGUGGCUGAGAAGACUGUUUUGCUCGAGAAGUGUCAAAAGGAGUGCCUCGAUGCUAAAAAACGUGCAGAGCAGUCCGAUCGUAUCUCUCACAUACUAUCAAAAGAUAGUGAGAAGUUGAAAUUUGAACUGAAUAGAUGGAAAUCAGAUGCUGAACGAAACAUCACCGAAAUAUCACGAUUGAAAGAGAAGCGUAACACCUCACCGGAUGAGCCAAAGAAGCAAUCGCCUUCUGAUGAUGGACCUAUCCUAAAACCCCCACCUCCUCCUCCACAGAUGCCAACGCCUCCUGAAGAGACUGAUGCAAUGUUUAAUGCAUGGCUACCAAAGGGAUCCCUUCAGUGGUCCCAGAAGAGGUCGUUCCGUGAGCAGAAAUGGUAUGAUGCAUUCGCCUGGAGAAGAUAUGUGGGGAAACGUGAGCCUCUCCAGGUUAUCCGUUCGCGAACACCCACAGAUUUCGCGAGACAUCAUAGCCCUGGACAAGAUCAGCCAUGUCCGCGCGAUACUGUUCCAAUGAUAGGAAAAUUACCGUCUAGAAUUACUAAAGCGAAAGCUGAAAAGGCUGAAGCCGCUGCAGUCUCAAAUGGCGAGAAAAACGCAACAGCCUCAAACAGUGAGGAAAAUGCAACAAUCUCAGAUCGCGAGAAAGACACGAUCUCAGAUGGAGAGAAAAACGAAAAAACAUCUGCUUCAGUUCCGCCUGUUGUUGCAGCGCAAAGUAGGAUAGCUGAGCCAAAGGAGAUGCUCAAGAAAGGUAAAGCAAAGAACAAAAACAAAAAGAAGAAAAAAAUGGUACCUCCGUUUGGAUUUCCUAUGAAAACUAUGCAGCCAGGGCCUGCCUUCAAAGCAGGGCCUUUCAAUGGCCCUAAAGCAGGGCCUUUCAAUGGCCCAGCACCUCACCUCAAAUCUGGACCUUCCGUCAUUCAGGAAGCAGCGCCCCAUCCAGCGGAGACGAUACGGACCAGGUUUUCGAGCUCACCGCUUCCUUGGCAUCGGGCAGAAGCCGCCGCUGCUCCCGUUGAAUAUAAUGCUUGGGAACGUGGUUAG
Molecule: messenger RNA, 1263 nt
Organism: Cylicostephanus goldi
Lineage: Eukaryota; Metazoa; Nematoda; Chromadorea; Rhabditida; Strongylidae
Source: the annotation of a GenBank genome assembly